UUUUGAGUUCUGCCAUCAGCUGAGUGCAUAAGUUGCCAAAUCGGAACUAAGAUCAAGUGAUCAACCCGCAACAAAAGUGAGUUGCCUGUCUGGAUUUUUUAAGAUCCAGUGUGGAAUCUUAAGUUGCCUGUCUGGUCUUUAAGCUGCUGAGCAUAAGAAUUUGCAGAAGCAUAAAUAAUGACUUCACAAACAGAAACAAGCCUCCGUUUUGUCACCUGGAACAUCCGUGGUUUAAAAGGCCCAGGGAAGCUUUCAAAGUUGUUGGAAACCCUCAGCAACCUUCAGGCUGAUAUUGUCUUUUUACAAGAGACACAUGUUGAGCCAGAUUAUGACCUGAAAAAGAAAGUGGAAGAUGAGACUGAAAAAACAUGGACGGUCUUCUAUACUGUCCACCACCCAGCCAGCAAAGGAGUUGCAAUACUGAUAAAAAACACCAUACCUUUUGAGUACAAACGCCAUGAUGAGGACUGUAGUGGAGGUUACAUUGUGCUCUUCUGUCAUCUUCAUGGUGAACUGUUCACUCUCGUUAAUGUGUACAAUCAUAAGCAUGACAGAACUGUCUUGGGUAGAUUGAAAGAAUAUUUGAUGGAAACAGCUGAGGGUGUGCUGGUGGUUGGAGGUGAUUUCAACACAGUUUUACAUCCCUGCUUUGAUCGGAGACCUUCAGCUUUCAAUCCGAAUAAUUCACAGUUGAAAUGUUUAUUAGAAGACUUCAUUGUUUCACUGAAUCUCAGAGACACCUGGUCAUACUUGCACGCUGCUGAUGAAGGUUUUACACGAAGUCAGGGUGAGAGGCAAUCCAGGAUAGACAUGUUUUUUAUGCACAGUGACAUAGUGGGACGAGUGCGCAGUAUCACAGUAGAGCAUGAUGAAAUUUCUGAUCAUAAUCCAGUUCUCCUGGAAGUUGAAGUGCAGCAACAGAUAGGAAAUACAUUUCCUAGCCCCGAGAGGAUCUCAGGGGAGAUUAGUGGGGCAGAAAUCCUGAGUGUCAUCAAGAGUUUGCCUGACUCACAAGAACAAAGACCUGAUCAAAGGCAAGUGGGCUACUACAAACAUUGUCAGUGGCAAAUGACAGAAAUCUUAAAGACAAAGUAUAACAUCAUGUUAAGGACAAAUUGUGUAUUUAAAGAAUAUCAUCUUUCAAAAGACAGAUUCAUCUUCAAUGUAGAAUAUUUGAUAUUCUCUCAGAUUUUGGCCAAGCGCCUUAGUGCAUACAUUUUCCCUUAUAACAAGAAAAAGCAAGAAACUAAUCUUGAUAAAUUUCUCACUGUGACAUUCAAGAAAGGCACACAAAAAAUCAAAUGGUCUUUCCUUGAGACAAGCCUUGAACUGGAAGAAGACUUGAGAAGGAAAAUUUUCGGCUCUACCCCACAAGCAAACGUCUGUAUUCUGAGAUGGCUUCUGCCAGAAGACCAAGACUCUUCAGGGGAACUCAGACUUUUACUGCCUGGCUGUCCACUCACCCGCACUCUCCUUAAUUUAGCUCUGAAUAAGCUAGAUUGGAUUCUCAAUAGUGAGGAGGAGUGCAGGAGCAGUGUUUGUUUUCAGAGACAGGCUUUGCUCAUACAUGCACACCAGAGCAAAAAAGAGGAAGUUCCUCGGCUAGUUGAAGAUUUUGAGGGAGAUUCAGGAUUGAAAUUUGAAAUAAACUUUGUAGAAUAGACUGAGAUUAUUAAAGUGCCCUGUUGUAUGUGACAGACAAAUUACGUACAUUCAUGAACUUGCUGUGGUAGGAUUACAAAAUAUCAAGACACAAGCAAGACAAACUAUAUAAUUUUAUAUUGUCAUGCUGAUUUUAAAACACUUUUUAUUGAUGUACAGAGCUACCUUGCUUGUAAAUAUUUAGAGAAUUUUUAAAGUUAUCUUAAAAUAUUAUGUAUCAGACAGGUUCUUUACAGCAUCUGCAUUACAAAUUGUGAAACAACUUCUCUGUCAGAGGUGCAUUUAUUUUUUCAUGCCUGGCUAAAAAUGUAUAUAACACUGACUUUUUAUCUUUAAUUGUGAUUGCUCUUUGGCUAUAUUGAUUGUCCUUUUGCUCUUAUUUAAAGCAUUUCUUUAUUAUUGUAUUGACUACUGAUUGUAAAUAUGUUUAAUGUAAUUUCUGAAGUGUGGUCCAUUUUAAAGUGAUGAUAUCAUACAUCCAUAUGGUCAUUUCUAUUGGACAUUAAAAGAAAGUAAUUUGUAAUGCACUUCAUUUCAGAAAAUCUUAGAGGUCUUCUGUUGGUCUCUUCAGGAGUGACCAAUAUACCAGCACCCAUUAGUAGCACUACCAUCACUGGAGCCACAAUUAAAAUGGAAUCAGUAAAAUAUAAAGGGUUUCAGACGCUAUCUACACUUACUUAUGUUAAGAUGCACUUCAUGAGCUGGGAUUAUUGGAGUAAUCUGUACGAUGUAGAGAUAUAUUUGUAUGCUUAAAUUGUAUUUCUAUUGAAAAUGUUUUAAUGUUUAACAAGAUAUAACUCAUGUUUCAAUUUCUUGUCCAGUUUUGCCAAUUUAUUAUAGCACUGGUACAGUGCUUUUUAUCUGACUGCAAUCAUUAUAGAUAUAUAAACAGCAGGGUUCAGCCUUUGUCUUGUCUAAUGCUACAUUCAGAUGCAGUCAUGUUUAUUGUAAUGAUGAGGAUAGUGUAUUUGGGAA
Messenger RNA from Neoarius graeffei (lesser salmon catfish), 2637 nucleotides. RefSeq lists its product as uncharacterized. Gene Ontology annotation, cellular component: nucleus. Gene Ontology annotation, molecular function: phosphoric diester hydrolase activity; double-stranded DNA 3'-5' DNA exonuclease activity; DNA-(apurinic or apyrimidinic site) endonuclease activity. The record is from RefSeq and is a predicted model, not a curated record. The transcript has 5 exons. Gene Ontology annotation, biological process: base-excision repair. The coding region runs from base 178 to 1662 and encodes 494 amino acids. NCBI's taxonomy places the organism in Eukaryota, Metazoa, Chordata, Actinopteri, Siluriformes, Ariidae.